AUGGCCGAGGUCGGCCGGAGCGCGCGGAGGAGGGCGCCGGCGCUGCUGGAGGGGGCCCGCGCGCGCUGCGAGAGCCCGCACAUCUGGGACGACGUGUUCGGCGAGUCCAGCCCGGACAUCGGCGGGGACCCCUUCUACAGCACGUCCGCCGCCUCGUGCUCCUCUUCGGCCGCCGCCUCGGACGACGAACAGGAGCGCCCCGGCACCCCGCCGCCUCCCGGCGCCCCCGAAGCGCAGGAGUCCGACGAGGACGAGGCCAACGCGGGUUGGAGUGCCACGCUGCGGGACCGCCCGCCCACGCGCUUCGAGGACACUGGCGAUGUGUGGAGGGCCAUGGCUGACUUGGAUGCAGUAGGGGUCAUCUCACGGCACAUGGAAUACACAAUUUAUCUUGCUUCCUGUCUUGAUAACGACAUCUUGGUUUUCAAGCUGCCUUAG
Molecule: messenger RNA, 438 nt
Organism: Mustela lutreola (European mink)
Lineage: Eukaryota; Metazoa; Chordata; Mammalia; Carnivora; Mustelidae
Product: piggyBac transposable element-derived protein 5-like
Exons: 2
Coding region: 1-438 (145 amino acids)
Biological process (GO): non-replicative DNA transposition
Cellular component (GO): nucleus
Molecular function (GO): transposase activity
Source: RefSeq, a predicted model, not a curated record